Messenger RNA from Leopardus geoffroyi (Geoffroy's cat), 5895 nucleotides. It is a transcript of the gene PRKAG2, whose product is annotated as protein kinase AMP-activated non-catalytic subunit gamma 2. The transcript has 16 exons. Bases 3077 to 4780 code for a protein of 567 amino acids. The record is from RefSeq and is a predicted model, not a curated record. Lineage: Eukaryota; Metazoa; Chordata; Mammalia; Carnivora; Felidae.
UUCAGCAUCGAUUUUAUUGCAUUAUUUUUGCAAAGGAAGUCAUAGAUCCGCGAGUUCAGCAACAAUCAGUGGGAAGGGUUUCCUCGACACUGCUGCUUGGCAAGCCACAGGAUGGGGUUUCGGAAGGCACCCCAAAGCGAAACAUUCAGAAAAAUUCCAUUUUUAAGGCUUGUUUAUUUUUGAGAGAGAGAAGAGAGAAUGAGCAGGGGAGCGGCAGUGAGAAAGGGGGACAGAGGAUCCGAAGCAGGAUAGCACAGAGCCCGAUGUGGGGCCCGAACCCACACACCGUGAGCUUGUGACCUGAGUGGAAGUGAGACGCUUAACGGACUGAGCUACCCAGGCACCCCCUCAGAAAAAUUCAAUCUUAAGACUGCACUGAUUGAAGACCUAUGAUCAAUUUAUGCAUAUCUUAUCGGAAGGAAAAACAAUGGUAAGCUUCUGGCACCGUCCGUAAGAAACACCCAGAUUUCAGAGAUAUUAACAACCACAAAAGGCUCUUAAAACGCCAGCAACAUGGUAAAACAUUUUAAUUUAGGGUUCCCGGGCACUAAAGUCUGCACUCCAACAAAAUAAACUCAGAGAACAAAUCAAUUUUAUUAAUGAAUGACUGGGCAUAGGUACACGGAUCGACUGACCCAAGUAUGUAUUAAAACAACUGCUAACCACUUCCCAUCACCAGGGACAGGGCCCAGGCAAAGCGUUGCGCAGUGGCUUCCUGGUUCUGAAUCCCUUCCUGGUUCUGAAUCCCUUCCUGGUGGCUCUUCUCGACUUCUCUUGCCUGUCUACUCGCCCCUUCCCACCCGUCCAUCUUUCCUCCCCAAAUCAGUUCUCAUCAAAUGGAGUGACUUGCACGGCCUGGCAAAUUAUUACCGCGACAGGGAUUAAAACUUUAAGCAAAAGGGGUGAACUUUAAGUGACAGUUGGGGAGUAAUUUUGAGUGGGUAAGGGUGGGCUCCCUUGGUCGCAAAGGUAAAGCCCCCUCUUCCUUUUCAACCAACCAGGCGUUUAGGGGAAUGAUGUGGUCUUAGGUCUCCCCCACCAACCAGUCAGAAAAAGGUCAAGGCCUGAAAUUCCACACCCGUGGGGCCGGGAUGGCCACCGGAUUUUUGAACCCAGACUAGUGGGCUCCAGAACGCUUAACCUUCGGUCAAGCAAGGCGUGCUCUAGGAUUUUCCAGUCUGGCUUCGCUCUAGACUGGAGAGCAGGGGAGAAAGAGAAGGAGGAUUAAAAAAAAAAAAACCCCAUGAACCAAGGAACCCCCCAGACUGCAGGGGAUUUUAGACCAGAUGAUGGAACGUGAAUCGGAAGGAAAAUAGGAAAGAUGGCUGAAACACGGGGCUUCUGGCUGGGUGGGAAGCGCCACCUAAGGGGGUCCCUGAAGCGGGCUAAUUCCUCCUCCUCUGAGUGGGGGGAGGGGGCACUCGGCGAAUCUCCGCAUCCGCAUCCGGACAGGAGUUGAGGCUGCGUCCUCACCUUCUUCCUCUGGGUAACCCUGAUUUUCUGAUUACGGGGAGAGGUGGAGCUGACGUCAGCAUUCAAGGCGCUGGAGUGACUUUGGGAGUCACUUCGUCCUCAGAACCUAGAGCCAGAAAGGAGGCGGCUCCCUACCCAGCAUUCACCCCUCUUGCGGCCGGGGGCCGAGGUCGCGCCAUCCUGGGGCCCUCGGAAGGGGGACGCCACCACGGACGCCCCCGGCCCUCCGCUACCGGCCGUGCUACGGUGGCAACGCAGGGGCACGUGGAAGCCUCGCCCGCGAUUUCCGCCCCCGUUGAUUUCCGCAGUCCCAGCAAGUCCGCGUUCGGGGCGGCGCGGGGCUGCGGCUCCUGCGCCCGCACUUACCGCCGCCCCACCGCGCACCCCUCGGCGCACCCGAGAAUGCCGGGUGUCAGGCGGGUGGGGUGGGGUGUGAACCCCGCUCCCCGGUAACCCCGACCGCUCUCCGGGCGCCUGCGGGUCCGCACGCCGGGUGGGGAGGGGCCCGGGGCCGCGGUUUUCCCGGAAGCAAGUGCGGGUCAGUGCGCGUCCCGCCGCAAGCCCCGGCUUCCGCCGCUGCGGGGUGGCCCGGCAGGGCGCGGCGGCGUCGCAGGGGGCUCGGGCCAGGAGCCAGACCCCGGGGGACGAGAUGCUGCGCGAAUCAGCUCCAGGCCGGUCCCGCGCCGCCGCGGCCGGGAGACCCCGCCCGCCGGGCAGGCGACAGCGUGCGGCGACCCGGGGGCGGCACGGGGAGCGGGCGAGCGGCGUGCGCCGUGCACUUCCUGUUCAGUGCACGCGGCCUUCCACCGCCCCGCGCUCGCCCAGCCUGCCGGGCCGCGCCGCCCCUCGCCGCCGGCUCCCUAUCCCCGGGACGCGGCGCGGCGGUGGGACGCAGCGGGCGCGCCCUCCGGCUGGCAGGGCCGCGCCAGCCGAGCCGCCGCCCGAACUUCGGCGCGCAGCCGAGCGGAGAGCCCAAUUGCCGGGGCGUUCGCGUUUGCGCCUCCUCCUCCCUCCCCUCCGCCCCAUCUCGCCCAGAAGGGGGACGGGCCGAGUUCCAGGCUCGGGGCUGGUUCGUUCUGCGGCCCAGGAUUAUAUUUACACACACACUGUCCCACUCUCGCCAGAUUGUCCGCUUCGGCGCAGGCACGGGAGGGUUGUUUUCCAAAGUACCGUCUUUCCCUGCACCUGCCUUUCAGAUCACCUCUGGGAACCUGUGGGAGGAGCUGACAGGGUGGACGAUGUUGCUUCGCUUUGCAAAAGGAAGAAAACUUUGUCACCCAGAGGGAGACCUCUGCCACGCGUAACCCGGAGAGAGACCGAGAACCAGGACAGGCUUUGGCUUUGAUUUUGCAUCGAUGAGCCCGUAAGGAGGAAGAGGACACGUGAACUCAGCGCACACGCCGACCGCCAUCCUCCCCGGUGGCGGCGGCCCCAGGUACCUGCGCCACCUUCCCUCCCCGCGGAAGUCCCCACGCGGUGUCUCCGGGGUGGAAGGCUAAUCAUCAAGAGCGCGCGGCUCGAGGCCAACGGCAGGGGCCGGGCGAGGAAGGAGAGGACCGAACUGCAGGAACGAGUUACCCGGAAUUAACUUCUGGUUAAAGUUAUGGGAAGCUCGGCCAUGGACACCAAGAAGAAGAAAGAGGUUUCCAGCCCCGGCGAGAGCAGCGGCAAAAAAAAUCCCAGCCAGAAGAGGCGUUCGCUGCGAGUGCACAUCCCGGACCUGAGUUCCUUUGCCAUGCCUCUCCUGGACGGAGACCUGGAGAGCUCAGAAAAGCAUGCUUCUCGUAAGGUGGACAGCCCCUGCAGCUCGGGCAGCCCCUCCAAAGGGUUCUUCUCUCGAGGCCCCCAGCACCGGCCCUCCAGCCCCGUGUCUGCUCCCGUGAGGCCCAAGGCCAGCCCCGGCUCUCCCAAAACCGUGUUCCCAUUUUCCUACCAGGAGUCCCCUCCGCGCUCCCCACGCCGCAUGAGCUUCAGUGGGAUCUUUCGCUCCUCCUCCAAAGAAUCUUCCCCCAACUCCAACCCGUCUACCUCGCCCGGGGGCAUCAGGUUCUUCUCCCGCUCCAGAAAAACCUCAGGCCUCUCCUCCUCUCCGUCGACACCCACCCAAGCGGCCAAGCAGCACACGUUUCCUCUCGAAUCCUACAAGCAUGAGCCUGAGCGACUGGAAAAUCGCAUCUAUGCCUCCACUUCCCCUCCGGACACAGGCCAGAGGUACUGCCCGUCCUCCUUCCAGAGCACAGCUGGGCCUCCAUCAGCAUCACCCACGCACCAUGCUUCCUCCAGAACCGCGGCGCUGGCGGCGGCCCCGGGACCCGCGGAAGCCGGCAUGCUGGAGAAAUUCGAGUUGGAAGAAGAAGAAGACUCAGAGAGUGGCGUCUACAUGCGCUUCAUGAGGUCCCACAAGUGUUACGACAUCGUUCCCACCAGUUCAAAGCUUGUGGUGUUUGAUACAACGUUACAAGUGAAAAAGGCCUUCUUUGCCUUAGUAGCCAAUGGUGUCCGAGCAGCGCCGCUGUGGGAGAGUAAGAAACAAAGUUUUGUAGGAAUGCUAACAAUUACAGAUUUCAUAAAUAUACUACAUAGAUACUAUAAAUCACCCAUGGUACAGAUCUAUGAAUUAGAGGAACAUAAGAUUGAAACAUGGAGGGAGCUUUAUUUACAAGAAACAUUUAAGCCUUUAGUGAAUAUAUCUCCAGAUGCAAGCCUCUUCGAUGCUGUAUACUCGUUGAUCAAAAAUAAAAUCCACAGAUUGCCAGUUAUUGACCCUAUCAGUGGGAAUGCACUUUAUAUACUUACCCACAAAAGAAUCCUCAAGUUCCUCCAGCUUUUUAUGUCUGAUAUGCCAAAGCCUGCCUUCAUGAAGCAGAACCUAGACGCCCUUGGCAUCGGGACCUACCACAACAUCGCCUUCAUCCACCCGGACACUCCCAUCAUUAAAGCCUUGAACGUCUUUGUAGAAAGACGAGUGUCGGCCUUGCCUGUGGUGGAUGAGUCAGGAAAAGUUGUAGAUAUUUAUUCCAAGUUUGAUGUCAUUAACCUUGCUGCUGAGAAGACGUACAAUAACCUAGAUAUCACAGUGACCCAGGCCCUUCAGCACCGCUCCCAGUACUUUGAGGGCGUCGUGAAGUGCAGUAAGCUGGAAAUACUGGAGACCAUCGUGGACAGAAUAGUGCGGGCCGAGGUGCAUCGGCUGGUGGUAGUAAAUGAAGCAGAUAGCAUCGUGGGUAUUAUCUCCCUGUCAGACAUUCUGCAGGCCCUGAUACUCACGCCCGCAGGUGCCAAACAAAAGGAGACGGAAACCGAAUGACCGCUGUGAGUGGAGAAGCCCUCGUAGGAGAACUUGAACAAAGAUUCUGGGUCACGCUUUGCCUCAUGAACACUGACCGUGUUAGAAGACCGUAAAAUGGCUAAGAAUGUAUAGCAGGGUUUAGCGAUGGGUAUUUUUUCCAGUGACGUUGAAACUGAGCAUAAGAAACAGGUUUUAUGUGUUUGAAGAUUCAGCCUUGCAUUAAAAGACUGUUUUCAGACCUUCGUCUGAGCGAUUUCAAAUGCUGUAUGUUAUUAAAGUGCACUGUCCUGAAAUUUUUUUAUUAUUUUUCGUUUCAAAGAAUUCACUGGUCUGUAACAGGUAAUAUGACAUAAGGCGAGCGCAUGGCUUCUUCAGACCUAGUGCCUUAUGUCGGAACACGUGAUAUGUCAUCACUGCGGCCCGUGGCAGCUGGAGCCACACGGUGCUGGGGCGUGACCGUCUUUGGACCUUUACCAAAUCAGUUUUGUUCUCAUUAGAUUUGUCAAACCGUUGUAAUUUGGAUAUAAAUCAUUACUUUGUAAAACUUCAAUGGCAGUUUUACGUUUAAGUGUCUGUUCUGAACUACAGUGUAAACAAAACUGCUUUACAACAGCUUUAUUUAUUUUUACUUUCCUGCAUUUUUUUUUUUUUUUUUUUUUUUUUACACAUCCUGGUGGGUAAGCCUCCCCAUGCCCGUUAAUAAACCAUCGGUGGUUAUUUUUAAAAGGCAAAUUUCUCAUUUAAGUUUGGAUCUGGAAAGCAUAGGACUUCUAAAAUAGCCACUGUUAGAGUGGAAAAGCCGAAGUUUCUGAAAGCACGGGUGAAAACGUGCUCUGCUAGACUGGGAACAGGCGGCGGUUAUGAGCAGACAGAGUGCCGGGAAGAGGUCUAUUUUUUUCUUGUGUACUGAAACGUAAAAUCACAAUGUUUGUACGGCUGCUGUGCGAUCGUCCGUGUAAAUUCUAUUGUGGCACAUGCAAUAUGUCAUGUGGUUGAAGAGAAACCAUGUUUCCUAAUGUAAGUGCUCUGAAAAUGUCCACACUGUAUAUAUAUAUGAGUAUAGUUUGAUUUUUUUGUUGUUGUUUUGGGGUUUUUUUGGCAGAUUGAAAGAUUAAAGUAAAUCUUAUUAUCGA